AUGGAUGCCGGCUACGAACUCCAACGCAGUCUUGCUACCUCGCGCUAUGCAGAGGAUGCAAUUCCACUGGGGCAUGCGAGUGUGUGGGGGUCCUGGUUCUGCACGAAGACGCAAUCCUGGGGCUUCGCCUGCUGUCGCGCGACAGACAAGGAGGCGAAGCCAUGCAAGCCGGAAGCCGCCCUGGCCAUGUCGGAGCCAGAGGAGCCGCAACCUUCUCCAAGACGCGAGCCCAAGGCCUCCUCGGAGCCGGAGUGGUUGCCGAGGAGUUCCUUUGAGACCUCCGUGGGCUUCUUGACGCAUUCCUUGGAGCACUUCCUUUCUUGCUGGCGGCGUGGCCUGCAGGAACCGGCGAGUGCAAGCAGGCUCCAGGGCCUCGGCAGUGGCAGUUCGAACCUCACGUCGGAGAAGUCAGUAGCUGAGGCAGCACGUGCUGUGGAGGAGCUGUGCCGAAAGCUCGGCGCCCAGCGGCUGUCUGUGGACCUCCUGAGGAAGCUUGAGGAGAUGGUGGUCAGCAUCGGUGACCGGGAAUACGCCAAUGCCAACAAGAUUUACAUGGACCUGGUCAUUGGGACGAAGAAGUGGCUGAACGACAUGCCCUACAUGGCAGGGGUGGCUACGUACAAGAGAUGGGUAGUGCAGUGUGAGAGUGAGUACGACGACAAGUCGGGACGAGACAAGGUUUGGGACUGCAGUGCUGACUGGACGUGCACAGUCCUGAAGGGGAAAGGCGUGGAAGAGUUUGCCAAAGGGGUUUUCACAAUUGAAGAAUUGCGCAUGACUCCACAUCGCCCAAUCUCUUGGGUCGUACCGAGAAACAAGGGCGGGCACCACGGAGACCAUUCCACAACGCCUAUGAACAUGCUCCCCUUUCUCAUGGCAACCACCUCCAGCGCCGAAAAGUUUAACGGUGUCCGAGACAAGGUCGGCUGUGCUGACAUCUCCGAUGACACCCGACUACACAGCCAGGAGGCGGAAGGCACUAUCACCCUCAACUUCGAGCCCUUCCUGCCUAAUGAAGACGAGUUCCUCGAACCCGAGUUCGAAAUCUUGCAAGGAGCCUGGUAUCGCCGCGACGACAACCUACAGGUCGGCGAGUGUAUCGGCCGACGCCUCAUUUGGCAUGUUCACUGGAGGAUGCCGGAAACUCAGACCGAGCUGGAGAUCAUGGCCGCGGAUGGGACUACCCAAGGCACCACCACUAUCAAAAUCACGCUGGGCGACGCGAUCACUUUUGGGGAGGUCAACGGGGGCCCGCAACCGGCGAUCUUCUGGCAGGACGGCGAUGUCUGGCUGAAGAAGUGA
Messenger RNA from Symbiodinium natans, 1302 nucleotides. NCBI's taxonomy places the organism in Eukaryota, Dinophyceae, Suessiales, Symbiodiniaceae. The record is from the annotation of a GenBank genome assembly.